Molecule: messenger RNA, 1462 nt
Organism: Galdieria sulphuraria
Lineage: Eukaryota; Rhodophyta; Bangiophyceae; Galdieriales; Galdieriaceae
Product: ABC transporter, cobalt/nickel transport, ATP-binding protein
Exons: 2
Coding region: 20-946 (308 amino acids)
Biological process (GO): transmembrane transport
Cellular component (GO): chloroplast envelope; membrane
Molecular function (GO): ATP hydrolysis activity; ATP binding; ATPase-coupled transmembrane transporter activity
Source: RefSeq, a predicted model, not a curated record
UUAUUGAAGAACUGAACUCAUGAAACAAAAGGUGACUUGUAAGCCUAUUCUUUAUGUUCUACCUAGUACUAAUACAGGACACUACGUGUGGAGCGCUCCGUGUUCUGCUGCAAAGAUUUCCUUUUUGCCACAAAAGCGAAAGUUUAUGCAAGUCUUUCCAAGACGACGUUGUUUGGUCUCUGCGAGUAUAUUUCAGAGCUUCUUUCCCGUGAAGAAUAACUGUUGUUCCGCAAUCGUGCAACUAGAGGCUUGUAACGUUUCUCACGACGCACAGCAAGCUGUUUUUGUGGACAAUAUGGCUUUCAAGGAAAGUUUAACUUUGGAAAACAUUAAUCUUCAAGUUUUCGAAGGGGAAUUUUUGUUGCUCAUUGGUGAGAAUGGCUCAGGAAAGACAUCCUUGUUGAAUAUUCUUGCUGGACUAGACAUACCAGAUCAGGGCUAUCUCAAGUGGUACAACAAGAAGGUCAAGUCGUCCGAUAUAGUUUCGAGAAUUGGUAUUGUUUUCCAGUUUCCUGAGAAAGCUUUUAUCGGAGAUAGUGUUUUUGAAGAGUUAACUCUGGGUUUGGACCACGUUCUACCCGAGGAUAUCGAAGAGGUGAUGGAAGCUUGUGCUUUGAAUGGUAUUUCUUUGACAACGAGUCCCUUUCUUCUUAGUGGAGGGCAGCAAAAGAAGCUUGCUUUGGCCUGUCAACUGUUGCGUCACCCACUUAUUCUUUUUUUAGACGAGCCACUAUCCGGCGUUGACUCUUUCAGCAGGAAAUGUCUCAUUAAAAUUUUCGACAGGUUGAAAACGAAAGUGACUAUAGUGGUAGUUUCUCACGAACCAGCGGAACUAUUUUCUAGAGCUGAUCGUGUUUUACAACUGUUUGGUGGUCGGGUGAAGGAAGUUCCGCAGUCAGUUGUUAGAAGAGCCAUGGAAAUAAGAAAUUUAAGGCACGGUAUUUGAAGAAGAUGAUUACAUUCAGCUAUGCGUUGGAUUCUUGAUGUUCCAAUUCUUUCAAGAUUUUUCAUUUAUAUUUUUUUAUAUCUUUUUAUGUACUAGAUAUGGUGAUAUUCUUCUAAGAUAUUCACUUGUUCCAUGUAGCUAUUAGUUUGAUUGGUGUUGAGGAUAUUUUUGGUUGUGAGUGAUGUUCAUAUUUAUGUUUGAGUGCGACGAGGAAGAAUGAUGACAAUUGUUUAAUAGAAGAAUGUGUGAAUUUGUAUGGAAACAUUGAUCAUUGAUUCCUUUAGAAGAAUGGAGUGUUCAUUUGAUGGAAUUUCAUUUUAAAGACUUCAUUUAGGUCUUCUUGCAAACAAAAAUUGUUGUGGAAAAUAUAAAGCUAUUUUAAGUUCUUUGUUGUAUGAGAAAAACGAUAUUUUCAAUCUAAUCUUUUAUCCGAUUGUCUUUUAAGUAAGAAUGGAUUCGAUCUCCUGAAUGUUUUGUUUUGCUUCUGGUUUCAGCUCUCGCUUGCGAAUAGUCAGA